AUGAUAUUGGCACAACUGGAAAACUUUGGAUACAUUUCAUUCAAACAAACAUGGCGACACUACAUCACGGCAACAACAACAGUACCAUAGAAUCAACCCUUCUUCUACCUUCACCUGCAGGCACAAAGAAAAAACCACCACAAGACACAUGGAACUUAACAUACAUAAUCUACUUCACACUUGGAAUCGGUUACUUAUUCCCAUUGAACUCAUUCAUUACAACCGUUGACUAUUUCUCUUACCUUUACCCUCAAGCAAGUGUUGACCGUAUUUUCGCUAUAGUUUCCAUACUCAUUAGUCUUUCUGGUCUCUUCCUCAUCAUCCUUGACGGACGCAAAUCUCAUGCUUAUGUAAGGAUCAACGUCGGCCUUGCUUUGUUUGUUUUUUCUCUACUGGUUGUUCCUUUGCUUGAUGUUGGUUAUGUUAAGGGUCGUGUCGGGUUGAAUAAUGGAUUCUAUGUUAUUUUUGGGGCGGUUGGGGUUGCUGGUGUGGCUAAUGCUUUGGUGCAGGGUUCUGUUGUUGGAUCCGCCGGUGAGUUGCCAGAGAGAUACACGCAGGCUGUCAUUCUUGGAAAUGCUGUCUCUGGUAUACGUGUUUCUUUGCUGUGGAUAUUUACAAAAGUUUUUUACACACAAGAUGCCUCCAGCCUGCAAAAGAGUGCAAAUCUCUACUUUACUAUAUCAACUGUGAUUAUGUUAAUAUGCAUAAUUUUAUACAAUGUUGUACAAAAGCUUCCCAUUAUGAAGUACUACAAAGAACUUAAAAUUCAGGCAAUCGCUGCGGAGGAAGACAAGGGUCCUUUGACUGGAUCUGUAUGGAGGUCAACGGUACGGGAUACUGUAAGAAUAAUCAAGUUGUAUGGAUUUGCCAUCUUGCUCAUUUAUGUUAUGACGCUUGCAAUAUUUCCUGAUUACAUAACUUACGAUGUCCAUUUUCAACUUCUUAAGGAUUGCUAUCCGAUUCUCUUGAUUAUUUGCUUUAAAGUGUUCAACUUUGUUGGCAAUAGUCUUGCUGAAGUAUACCUAGUAAAAAAUGCUAAAAUUGCAGUAGGCAUAGCUAGACUGUUGUUUUUCCCUCUUUUCUUUGGAUGCUUGUUCCGGAUCCGGACGGAGAUUCCGGUGACAAUCCUGACUUGUCUUUUAGGGCUUACAAACGGAUACCUGACUAGUGUAUUGAUGAUUUCAACUCCUAAAACUGUAAAGUUGCAGCAUGCAGAGACUGCAGGAAUUGUGAGUAUGGUGUUCUUAAUUUCUAGUUUGGUUGUUGGGUCCGUUAUAGCUUGCUUUUGGGUCAUCUAACCAAGAAAACUAUAUAUCUAGUGACUUCAAAUUAUUUAAGCAUCUUCAUCAUUAAAAU
Molecule: messenger RNA, 1356 nt
Organism: Vicia villosa (hairy vetch)
Lineage: Eukaryota; Viridiplantae; Streptophyta; Magnoliopsida; Fabales; Fabaceae
Product: equilibrative nucleotide transporter 1-like
Exons: 2
Coding region: 51-1298 (415 amino acids)
Biological process (GO): nucleoside transmembrane transport
Cellular component (GO): plasma membrane
Molecular function (GO): nucleoside transmembrane transporter activity
Source: RefSeq, a predicted model, not a curated record